AUGGAAAAUAUCAUCGGUCAUUGUGGAUUAAUUGGCGGAGUUACCGGAAGAAACUUUGUUCAACAGCCAGCUAAUUUGUGGAGACCUUGGGUUGGCAAAGCGGACAGAGAACGCACGGUCACGGAAAACACGCCUUACAAAAUGCCCAUUGGAGGAUUUUCAGACACCAAAUACUGCAAGAGUCCACAGAUCACACACCCAGUAAAGUUGUUUUGGCCCAAAUCGAGAUGCUUCGAUUAUCUGUACCAGGACGCAGAGAUGCUUCUGCGCAACUAUCCGGUGCAAGCAACCAUCUGCCUCUAUGAAGACUCGAGCAGUAAUGAUGACGAGGAGAGCGUUAGUGACAACGACGAGGAAGAGGAGAGCGUGAAGGAGCUGAAUUUAAAAAGACCUCUCUCCCCAAUGUAA
This is a messenger RNA of Salvelinus fontinalis (brook trout), 408 nucleotides long. RefSeq names its product protein ripply2-like. Bases 1 to 408 code for a protein of 135 amino acids. Gene Ontology annotation, cellular component: nucleus. Gene Ontology annotation, biological process: negative regulation of transcription by RNA polymerase II; embryonic pattern specification. The record is from RefSeq and is a predicted model, not a curated record. NCBI's taxonomy places the organism in Eukaryota, Metazoa, Chordata, Actinopteri, Salmoniformes, Salmonidae. The transcript has 3 exons.